This is a messenger RNA of Monoraphidium neglectum, 3699 nucleotides long. RefSeq lists its product as hypothetical. The record is from RefSeq and is a predicted model, not a curated record. Lineage: Eukaryota; Viridiplantae; Chlorophyta; Chlorophyceae; Sphaeropleales; Selenastraceae. Gene Ontology annotation, biological process: regulation of DNA-templated transcription. The coding region runs from base 1 to 3699 and encodes 1232 amino acids. The transcript has 24 exons.
AUGUCCUGGGUUGGGCUGUGGACAGGCAUCAUCUACACCUGCGUGCUCCUGAAUGUGAUCACCUUCAGAAGCCGAGGAGACAAGGUCCUGGCGGAGCAGCUGACAUGGGCUGUGUUGAAGGGAAUAUUCCCAGUCGUCAUAGUUGGAGCGGCAGCCACCGCGCUGUGGCUGCGUCGGCUUCGCCGGCCCCUGGCUGCCUUGCGCAUCGCGGCAGAGGACCCCGCCUCCCAGAACAACCUUAGAGCUGUAUAUCGGUUCAAUACCCCUCAGGAGGCGGCUUUCCUGGCCAGGGCGAUGCGCGUGUGGGACGAGGACAACGUCCUGGUCAUGCGCGAGUUUGAGUUUGGAGAGUUCGUCCUCAAGUGCGGCCUGGCGCGAUACCCCAACGAGCCAUCCCUGCUGCUGGCCCUGGCCAACGUCAGCAUCGAGGGACGGCGGGACGUCCAGGCCGCGCGCACCUACCUGCAGCUGGUGGUCAAGGCCGGCGGGCACAACCUGGGACUGAUCGAGCGCUUCCAUAUCUUCAAGACGCAGGACCUGGUCAAGCGGCUCAAGGAUGAGAGUGGGGGCAUGGACCUCAUGAGCUUCAUCGAGUUCCAGCGCAACUUCCGUGCCUGCGUCCGCGCACACCGCGUGGCGCUCCAGGCGCAGCGGCUGUUCUGGCAGACCCUGCUGCACGACAGCGUCCCCUUCAAAACCCUGCAGACGAGCUUUGCUGCCAUGCACCGCGCGGAGGGGCAGGCCACCCAGGUGUACCGCAGGGUGUUGGAGCGCUACCCCACCAACGGGCGACUGUUGAGGGCGUACGGCCGCUUCCUGGAGUGGGUAAAAAACGAGCCCUCCACAGCGCAGCGCUGCUAUCAAGAGGCGAUCCGCCAUGGAACGGGCGAGAGCCUCAUGGCACUGCUGGAGGGCGGCAGUGGCGAGGGGCAUGAUGCAUCUCUCACCGUGCUGGGCAGGGUUGAGGAGGCCACCGACGGUGUGGUGGUCAUCAGCGCGGUGGGCACCAUCCUGGCGGUCAACCGCGCCGCCUGCAACAUGUGGGGCUACGAGAAGGGCGAGCUGGAGGGCAAAAACGUCUCCGCGCUCAUGCCCCAACCGUUUUCAUCGCGCCACAACGGCUAUCUCAGCCGCUACGCCACCACCGGCGUGCCUCACAUCCUCGACACGCGCCGCUCCGUCAUCGGCUUGACCAAGCAGCGCACCAUGUUCCCGGCCAACCUAACGGUGGUCAAGAUAUCCGGCUUGGGGCAGGACGCCGUGUUCCUGGGGGUGGUGUGGUUGGCGCCAGGAAGUGGUAUGGUGCUGUGUGCUGAUGUGCACUUCUCCAACUGCUUUGGUGUCCCUAAUGAGGACCUGGUGGGUCGCUUCUUCUCAUCCCUCGGCCCGGAUAUGCCUGGACUCAACAAGCUGAUUGCGCGCGCCACUGAGGCGACCGUGGAAGAGCUGGAUAGAGGGGAGGUGUAUGCCGACACACAGCUGCUGCACAGGUUUUUGCCGCCCGUGGACGUGCAUGUGACAGCUGAGAUGGGUGGCACUGACACCGAGAGGGUCAUCAUCCUGAAUAUUGAGGCCGAGGUUCCCACCGGCCCCCUGAUGGUGGUCAGUGCCCACAAGGGCCAGAUUGUUCACGCCACCUCCCAGCUGGGCACCAUGCUGGGCUACAGCCGCCGCCACCUGGAGGGCAUGGCGCUGGGCAGCAUCGUCCCGCCACCCUACAGCCAGCUGCUCGCGCACCCAGGCUUUCUCAAGCAAGACCUGUCCCACAAGCCGCCGAUCACCAGCUGCCGCGCCGGCGCCGUGGUGCACCUGCUGCGCUCCAACGGCUCCAAGGUGUCCGUCACCCUGCAGCUCUCCCAGCGCAAGGACGGCGACCACCUGCUGCACGUGGUGCGCAUCUCGCCGUCGUCUGAUGCCGCGCGGCUGGACAUCCAGAGGAUCGUGCUGGACGUGGACCAAGGCGGGCGCGUAUCGCGGGUCAGCCUCGGCACCACCAAGACUGUGUUUGGCUUUGAGCCAGAGGCGCUGGUCGGCCAGCCGCUGCGCAGCUUUAUCAACGUUUUCAGCGAGUGGGCCGCCAAGUUUGGGGAGGACACCAGCCUGCUCACUCUGCUGGCGACGCGCGCGCUGGAGGGAACCAACGAGUCGUGGCGCGUGGGCGUGCGCGCGCCGGGCGCGGGCAACGCCGCGGACACCGACCGGGCCGACACGGCCGGCGGCGGCGGGUCGCUGCUCGCAGCGCUGCGCCGGCGCGACCGCGAGCGCCCCGCGCUGAUGCAGUUCCUCGUCUCGGUGCAUGGGGCCGAUGCGGCUGGCGGGAGGGGCAGCAGCACCGGCGGUGAGGACGGCGGCGAAGACGCGGCGCCGUCGCUGCAGGUGGUGCUGUGGCGCGCAGACGCGCUGGUCUCGCUGCUGGAGCUGGACGGUUCCCUGGCGGUCGCGUCUGCCGACGCUGCUGCGGGGGUGCUGCUGUGUUGCGGGUCCAAGGGGCUCGUCAAGAGGGACUUCAGGAGGCUCGUCGGCCUGCCGCGUGAGUUCACAAACGCAGAUCUGAUGGCGGCACCGCCCAAGGCCGGCGCGGCCAAGGUCGCGCGCGCACGCAGCGGGCUCAAGGCGGGUAAUGUGCCCAAGGUCGGGCCAGUCAUGGCGCUCACGAUAACACAUGCUGAUGGGCAGAAGCUUGGGCUGGAGAUGCAGGCAACAGCAAAGCCCGGCAAGAUUGGAUCCGACAGGCUGAUCGUGCGCAUUCGACUUCGGGAGCCCUCUUGCGGCAGCAUCGCACCAUUCCUGGCUCUCACAGGUGCCGGGCCAGCGGGCCCACAAUUCGCCGCUCCAGGCAAGGGCGCGGCCGAGGACUCAGGGCCGCAGGACGAUAGCGGCUCAGACAGCGGCAGCGACGCUGGCAGCCAGGCCACCACCAUGCCUCCUGCGCGGCACGGCGCAGCCCUCAGCCGCAAGAGAGAUGAGGAGGAUCUCACCGACGAGGAAGAGUUUAGGCGGCAUGACGGCGGCCUUAGCAAGGCAGGCGGGCUGUGGGGUGGUGAGCGCCGGGGCGGAGUGGUGCCCGGGAAGGCUCGCGGCGAGGCGCAGGCGGCCCCGAGCGCAUCAGGGCACGCUGCAUCCCCCAUGCGCGGUCCUGGCGGCUCCGACGACGGUGGCGCGCCGUCGGCUGGGGACGGGGCGAGCCAGGUGUCGGGUUCGGAGGGGCAGGACGGGGCCAGCAGCGUCAUCAGCGCAACGGGUGACGGCGGAGACGAGGACCUGGCGAUUGAUUCCAGACGCGCCAAGCGCCUGAAGAAGCUCAACCGGCUGAUGACGUGCGCCACCGCCCAGAGCGCCAGCCAGCGCCUCAGCCGCACCUGGCUUGUGGUGGGCGUCAUCCUGGCGGCCCACAUUGCAGGCUAUGUCAUCCUCAGCACCCAGAUCCAGGGCCGCUUCAUCAACGUGUACGACACCGCGACCAUGGCGCGCGCCAUCGACCGCACCCAGCUGUCGGCCAUGCGCGUCAACUGGUACCAGCGCUGCUUCCUGCCGCAGCUCCAGGCCACCAGCUGGGACACGUGCUCAGCAGCGGUCCUGGCCUACGGGCUGGACCGCCUCAACGUCAACAUCAACCUGCUCACACAAUGGCAUCAGGUGUGGGGCCGCAGGAGCGCUGCCCACAGCCGUCGAUUAUUUGUUUGGGCCGCUUCUUCCUGA